This is a messenger RNA of Labrus bergylta (ballan wrasse), 1559 nucleotides long. RefSeq names its product mitochondrial fission factor a (gene mffa). Lineage: Eukaryota; Metazoa; Chordata; Actinopteri; Labriformes; Labridae. The record is from RefSeq and is a predicted model, not a curated record. Gene Ontology annotation, biological process: positive regulation of mitochondrial fission. Gene Ontology annotation, cellular component: mitochondrial outer membrane; peroxisome.
ACUUCCGGUUAGUUCGGGAAAGCGGAAGAAGAGAGGAGCUUCCCCUCUCGUAUCAACACAAGAAGAUGCCCAACAGCUACAUCAUCUGUCAAACCUACACUUGUUUGUGCUUUUGGAUGAAUGUUUAGACUUUUCCGUGUUCUUUGGUAUUCUGUAAUCUGUUCUUUGGAUAAGAAGCUUUUAUUAGCCACAAACAAAACGCCAAAUGAACGGAGCAGCGUUCCCUUCCCCCACGGCCGAGAUGGCUGAAAUGAACCGUAUCCAGUAUGAGCUGGAGUACACCGAGGGCAUCAGCCAGAGGAUGCGCAUUCCUGAGAUGCUUAAAGUUGCUCCUCAAGGCCACGGCGAUCCUAAUGUUGGAUUUCAGGAUGUCUCCAACAGUGUGAUGAUGCAAGUCCCAGAGAGAAUUGUGAUUUCAGGAGACAGUGACCCCCAGUUCUCCAGACCCAGAGACCUGGACCUCAUCCAGUCAACACCACUAGAGACCCUUUCACUGAAGACCCCGCCCAGAGUCCUCACCCUCAGUGAGCAGCCCUUGGAUUUCAUGGAAGAGGAGCAUCGGUCGGCUCAAGAAAGCGAGGAGGGGUUGCGACCACAGGGAAGAUUACGGCGAGAACGUUCAGCCAGUGAGAAUGCUGCUCGUCAGAACAAUCAGCUGGUGCACAACGAUUCAGCUGCGACCCCGUCCCCCCCUGCCACAGUCCGCCCCUGCCCCCCUCUCACCGUGACUGAAGAAGAACACAACCUUUACAGCGCUAGCGGUGUUCUAUCUUUCAUCCAGUCCACGACACGUCGGGCCUAUCAGCAGGUCCUGGAGGUCUUGGAUGAGAACCCUCGCAGCAAACCAUCACUGCGAGGGGGGUCAGCAUCAGGCUCCAACCCCCUGCAUGAAUCCAGGCUCGCAUUGACAUCAUUUGAAGCCUCGAUGGACGUGGGGCAAGACGACAUGACCGUGGUCGAUGCUACAACACUUCGGCGUCAGCUCAUCAAGUUAAACCGGAGGCUCCAACAUUUGGAAGAGGAGAACAAGGAGCGAGCCAAGCGCGAAAUGAUCCUGUACUCUGUGACUGUAGCUUUCUGGCUCGUCAACACCUGGGUGUGGUUGCGACGUUAGAGCUAGCUUAUAUUUCUGCCGUCACCGUGACAGAAGAAACGUAUUAUCCCCUUAUUUUACUGGUAUGUGUCAAAUGUUAGCUUUGCGCUGCACUCAGUCCCUGUGUGAGAAAGACAUCAACAACACAUGCACUAGUCUGUUACGCACAGGGCUGAUCAUUUGGUUUUGUUUAUUUAAAACAUGUACAGUUUUAUUUUUUUACUCUUAUUUGGUCCUGUCCUCAUGUUCUUGUGUUUUGGUUUUAUUAGAAAUCUCCUUGCUCUAUGCUAAGCAUGACUUGUUGUAAAUAUUAGCUCAUGUCACUCCAGAGAUACAGUAUAGCAUCAUUUACCAAUAAAGACAGAUAGAGAUGUCCAGAUGUAAUAUGUUGAAUAUUUAUUGUGGAAAGGGUGAUAUGUGACUUGAGAUGGGAAAUGUGAUUCAUUUAGUAAAACUAUACAUAUUA